Carlito syrichta (Philippine tarsier) is the source of this 4220-nucleotide messenger RNA. RefSeq names its product multiple C2 and transmembrane domain containing 1 (gene MCTP1). Gene Ontology annotation, cellular component: synaptic vesicle membrane. Lineage: Eukaryota; Metazoa; Chordata; Mammalia; Primates; Tarsiidae. The record is from RefSeq and is a predicted model, not a curated record. Gene Ontology annotation, molecular function: calcium ion binding. Gene Ontology annotation, biological process: regulation of neurotransmitter secretion. The coding region runs from base 55 to 2277 and encodes 740 amino acids. The transcript is spliced from 22 exons.
AAAAUAAAUACUGCUGGAACCAGUAAUGCAGAUGUCCCUUUGGCUGAUCCCGGAAUGUACCAGUUGGACAUUACAUUAAGAAGGGGUCAAAGUUUAGCUGCCCGUGAUCGAGGAGGGACAAGUGAUCCCUACGUGAAGUUUAAAAUUGGAGGAAAAGAAGUUUUUAGGAGUAAAAUAAUACACAAGAACCUCAACCCUGUGUGGGAAGAAAAAGCCUGCAUUCUUGUUGAUCAUCUUAGGGAGCCAUUGUAUAUAAAGGUAUUUGACUAUGAUUUUGGACUACAGGAUGACUUUAUGGGCUCAGCCUUUCUGGAUCUUACACAACUGGAGUUAAACAGGUCCACAGAUGUGACCCUCACUCUGAAAGAUCCCCAUUAUCCUGACCAUGACCUUGGCAUCAUUUUGCUCUCCGUCGUUCUUACUCCUAAAGAAGGAGAGUCCAGGGAUGUGACAAUGCUAAUGAGGAAGAGUUGGAAAAGAUCAAGUAAGGAACUCUCAGAAAAUGAAGUGGUCGGAUCUUAUUUCUCUGUGAAGUCUUUCUUUUGGAGGACAUGCAGCAGGCCAGCUCUUCCUGUCCUGGGCUUCUGCAGAGCAGAGCUUCAGAGUCUUUAUUGCCAAAAUGCACAAUUUCAGACCCAAAGUUUACGUCUGUCAGACCUACACAGAAAAUCCCAUCUUUGGAGAGGAAUAGUCAGUAUCACCUUGAUUGAAGGACGAGACCUCAAGGCCAUGGAUUCCAAUGGGUUGAGUGACCCCUAUGUGAAGUUCCGGCUUGGGCAUCAGAAGUACAAGAGCAAGAUUAUGCCAAAAACUUUGAAUCCUCAGUGGAGGGAACAGUUUGAUUUUCACCUUUAUGAAGAAAGGGGAGGAAUCAUUGAUAUCACUGCAUGGGACAAAGACGCUGGGAAAAGGGAUGAUUUUAUUGGCAGGUGCCAGGUUGACCUGUCAGCCCUAAGUAGGGAACAGACACACAAAUUGGAGUUGCAGCUGGAAGAGGGUGAGGGACACCUGGUGCUCCUGGUCACCCUAACAGCAUCAGCCACAGUCAGCAUCUCUGACCUCUCUGUCAACUCCCUGGAGGACCAGAAGGAACGGGAGGAGAUAUUAAAGAGAUAUAGCCCACUGAGGAUAUUUCACAACCUGAAAGACGUGGGAUUUCUCCAGGUGAAAGUCAUCAGAGCAGAAGGGUUGAUGGCUGCUGAUGUCACAGGUAAAAGUGACCCAUUUUGUGUGGUAGAACUGAACAACGAUAGACUGCUAACACAUACUGUCUACAAAAAUCUCAAUCCUGACUGGAACAAAGUCUUCACGUUCAACAUUAAAGAUAUCCAUUCAGUUCUUGAAGUGACAGUUUAUGAUGAAGAUCGGGAUCGAAGUGCUGACUUUCUGGGCAAAGUUGCUAUACCAUUGCUGUCUAUUCAAAAUGGUGAACAGAAAGCCUACGUCUUGAAAAACAAGCAGCUGACAGGGCCAACAAAGGGGGUCAUCUAUCUUGAAAUAGAUGUGAUUUUUAAUGCUGUGAAAGCCAGCUUACGAACAUUAAUACCCAAAGAACAGAAGUACAUUGAAGAGGAAAACAGACUCUCUAAACAGCUGCUACUGAGAAACUUUAUCCGAAUGAAGCGUUGUGUCAUGGUGCUCGUAAAUGCUGCAUACUACGUAAAUAGUUGUUUUGAUUGGGAUUCACCCCCAAGGAGUCUCGCUGCUUUUGUGCUCUUUCUCUUUGUUGUCUGGAACUUUGAGCUCUACAUGAUACCACUGGUUUUGUUGUUACUGUUGACAUGGAACUACUUCUUGAUAAUAUCAGGGAAAGAUAACAGGCAACGUGAUACCGUAGUGGAGGACAUACUAGAGGACGAGGAAGAAGAAGAUGACAAAGAUGACAAGGACAGUGAAAAAAAGGGAUUUAUAAAUAAAAUCUAUGCCAUCCAGGAGGUAUGUGUCAGUGUCCAGAACAUCCUAGAUGAAGUGGCUUCCUUUGGCGAAAGGAUAAAGAACACUUUCAACUGGACUGUCCCAUUCUUAAGCUGGCUGGCCAUUGUAGCCCUCUGUGUGUUCACAGUCAUCCUGUACUUCAUUCCACUGAGAUACAUUGUCCUCGUCUGGGGCAUUAAUAAAUUUACAAAAAAGCUUCGGAGUCCAUAUGCAAUUGAUAACAAUGAACUACUUGACUUCCUUUCCAGAGUCCCUUCAGAUGUACAAGUGGUGCAAUACCAAGAACUGAAACCAGAUCCUUCUCAUAGCCCAUAUAAAAGGAAGAAAAACAAUCUUGGCUAGCCAGCUCCCAGCACUAAGGAGACCAGCAUCUGUUUGGGAAGAUAAAAGAAAAAGCCUUCAGCCUCAGCAGCAUUUCCUUUCUUUCUGCUUUUUAUUUAUUUUGCCUUUUUAUCAUGAUUGAGAGAAUUUGUAAAUAGUGUACAAAGGCAUAUGUCUUUGAAAAUAUACUUCUAUUGUACAGACUCAACUUGAUAAAGGUUUAGCUACCGCUGUGUGAAAGCCUUGUUAGCUGUGGAUAAUAAUAUAACACACUGAAAGAACAAAUGUAAGAAUAAUAACACUGGAAGAUACACACUUCUCUAAUUACAAGUGGAAGAACCAGAAUAUUAGAUUAAAUACUCAACUGUGCUUUGAUUAAAUCUACAUAAAUUGUAAAUGUCAAUUUGAUUUUAAAGUUUUUUUUUAAUGUGACUAUUUUUUAUCUGAAAAGUAAUCCAUUACAGUUUUCUAUGUUUUAUACAUUUCAAAAGAGAGGAAAAUCCCAAAGCCUGAAUAAUGGAAUGGAAGCAUUUCAAUCUAGCAUAGAUUCUGGCUUUAGAUCCUGACAUUCACUCCUGUGCAAAUUACUUAGGUAUGACUAGGCUGAUUUUAAGCUAAAGAGUGAAGGCACUUUCACCUCCUUAAUAUAAUCUUCAACACUCUGAAAUCCUGUAUAGGAAACUUUCAAACCUUCUACCAUUCCAUCUAAAACCUUAAAAUCUCAGCAGGACUACACAACAUAAAUACUGCCAGGUUUAUAAAUGAUUGCCUAUCUGAAUUUUUAUAUCUACCACUACUUUAAUUUAUACUGUUAGCAAAUUAGGAACCCAGUUCAGUUGUCAAAAGCACUAGCAAACUAUAUCCAGAUUGCUUUUGUGUCAGAUUAUACCUUUGUGCAUCUAAAAAUAUUUUAAUACUCAAGUGUUCUCACAGGAAAAAAAAUCUGCUUUCUCAUGAGGUUACUGAAAUGCUUUAACGCAUACUAUGAUUUUUGUUAUUAGUGUGAAUUUUAAUGUAAAGGAGAAUGCAGUGUGCUAAGUGAUAUGCCAGUGUUUCAUUUAUAAAAAAAAAAUCAUUCUUGAUAAUGCAUGAAAACCUGUUUUGUAAAAUAACUGCUUGGGGCGGGGGGUGUUGCCUUUAAAAAUGUUUCACUACUUACCAUAAAAUCUAUACUUAAAAACUGCAUUCCCAAGACUCUUAAGGUAGUUUUUGUAUCUAACUCCCUAGUUUAUUGAGGGAGCAUACCGAUGGAGAAAAAUAAUUUGGUUGGUGAGAAUGUCUUACUUCCCUGACUUGGUAGGGGAUUAAACUCAAUUGAAAUUGCUGCAGACAAUGUUUUGCACUACUUUAUUAAUAAUAGACUGGGAUAGGGUGAUGGGGGGGUUAUGUUGGAAAAAUGUAGAAAAGCUGAAAGCAAGAAAUAUAUAUUUCAUUCUAAAGGAAGAUUCUUUAAAAUUAAUCUUAUUUGAAGCUGAUUUUUAAAGUAUUUUUAUUUUAGAGAUAUGUUGUUAAAUACUAUUUCUUAUAAUAGAACUAUUUUGAUGUUUAUACACUAUGCUUGAAAGAAUGUCAAUUAAAUUCCCUUUCGACAGAAAGGCUUUGACCUCAAUAUGCUCUAUUUAGCGCAUCAUGUUUAAAAUGACAUGCUUAUAUCUGCAUACCAUCACUGUUUGUUGCUAAAACAUAGUACUCCAUGAUGUUGAUGUUACUACAGAAUUGUUUGGUAGUUUGUUUAAAAUAACUUUCUAUACUUAUGUGAUUUAUGUUCUCUUCUGACAAUGUCUACUCAGAUGUCUAUAAACCUGAUAUUCUACAACCUCAGAUGUAUCUAGUAGAAAGUAACCAUUACAAGAUGACUGAUUUCUGUUUGUUUCAUUGUGUCAAAUUUCAGCUGUUUAGUUCAAUGGUAAUGUUGACUAAACAUUCAUUGCAUUAAAUACAAAGAAAAUAAUCUUUUCAACGUA